Molecule: messenger RNA, 1767 nt
Organism: Hyla sarda
Lineage: Eukaryota; Metazoa; Chordata; Amphibia; Anura; Hylidae
Gene: U2AF2
Product: U2 small nuclear RNA auxiliary factor 2
Exons: 11
Coding region: 142-1512 (456 amino acids)
Biological process (GO): mRNA processing
Cellular component (GO): nuclear speck; U2AF complex; nucleus
Molecular function (GO): pre-mRNA 3'-splice site binding; poly-pyrimidine tract binding
Source: RefSeq, a predicted model, not a curated record
CCCUUUAUUCCGGAAACAGUCGAAGCAGUUAAGUGGGGGAGCUGCUGCCUCGUUUUGCUAUUCGAGACCGUGGAGCGCGGAUAGAAGGCGUGUGAGGAGAGACGGUCUCAGACAGGCCACAGCUUUGUGGAGGUCGUCAUCAUGUCGGACUUCGAUGAAUUCGAGCGGCAGCUGAAUGAGAAUAAGCAAGAGAGAGACAAGGAGAACCGCCAUCGAAAACGCAGUCAUAGCCGUUCCAGAAGUCGUGAGCGAAAGAGGCGGAGUCGAAGCAGGGACAGGAGAGCUAGAGAACAGCGCAGCGGAUCAAGAGACCGGCGGAGGCGCAGCCGGUCUCCAAGGCAUGAAAAGAAAAAGAAGGUUCGUAAAUACUGGGAUGUUCCCCCUCCUGGCUUUGAGCACAUCACUCCUAUACAGUAUAAAGCCAUGCAAGCUGCUGGUCAAAUUCCUGCUACAGCCCUACUUCCAACAAUGACACCUGAUGGACUAGCUGUUACGCCGACACCAGUGCCUGUUGUGGGUAGUCAGAUGACGAGACAGGCCCGUCGUCUUUAUGUUGGAAAUAUUCCAUUUGGAAUUACUGAGGAAGCGAUGAUGGACUUUUUUAAUGCCCAGAUGCGCCUUGGGGGAUUAACACAGGCACCUGGAAAUCCAGUCCUUGCAGUACAGAUCAAUCAAGAUAAAAAUUUUGCUUUCCUAGAGUUCCGUUCUGUUGAUGAGACAACACAGGCAAUGGCUUUUGAUGGAAUCAUUUUUCAAGGCCAGUCAUUAAAGAUUCGUCGCCCACACGAUUAUCAGCCUUUACCAGGCAUGUCGGAAAACCCAUCUGUUUAUGUUCCAGGAGUGGUAUCCACUGUUGUCCCAGACUCUGCACACAAACUGUUUAUUGGAGGUUUACCAAACUAUCUGAAUGAUGACCAGGUUAAAGAGCUACUUACUUCUUUCGGACCUUUAAAAGCUUUUAAUUUGGUAAAGGACAGUGCUACAGGCCUAUCUAAAGGAUAUGCUUUUUGUGAAUAUGUGGAUAUCAAUGUCACAGAUCAGGCAAUUGCUGGACUUAACGGAAUGCAGUUAGGAGACAAAAAACUUCUUGUGCAAAGAGCAAGUGUUGGUGCAAAGAAUGCAACACUGAGCACAAUAAAUCAGACUCCAGUAACACUGCAAGUUCCUGGGCUCAUGAGUUCCCAGGUACAGAUGGGUGGCCAUCCAACCGAAGUACUUUGUUUGAUGAACAUGGUUUUGCCAGAAGAACUUCUGGAUGAUGAUGAAUAUGAAGAGAUUGUGGAAGAUGUGAGAGACGAGUGCAGCAAAUAUGGCAUUGUUAAAUCUAUUGAAAUACCAAGACCAGUUGAUGGUGUUGAGGUACCAGGAUGUGGGAAGAUUUUUGUUGAAUUCACUUCAGUGUUUGACUGUCAGAAAGCCAUGCAAGGACUCACAGGCCGAAAAUUUGCUAACAGGGUGGUUGUCACGAAGUACUGCGAUCCAGAUGGUUACCAUCGUCGUGAUUUCUGGUAGAUGUAGCCACAUCAAAGAGAAAACAAAUCUUGAGGUUUCAAAGAAAACUCAGGACAACUUUGUAUCUCCCUCUAUUCAUGUUUUUCCAGGAGACUGUUUGUUUCUGAUUAAAUGUUUUUAUUUUUUUUUCACCACACACUAUCCCCUUUAUUUACUUCCUCAGGCCUCUGUGACCUUACCUCUUUUAAAACACAUUGACUUGUAUUUUGUCCAGUUCCAUAGCUAAUGCAAAAAUAAACCUCGGAAGUCACCUUU